AUGACAACAGAGAAGAGUUUAGUGGCUGAAGCUGAAAAUCCACAGCACCAACCACAGAAGGAAGAGGGUGAGGGAGCCACAAACUCUGGUCAACAGGAAACUCAGUUGGAAGAGGCUUCUCAAGCAGCAGCUGAGGGAGAUAAUCAGUGUGAGCAGAAGCUGAAAACAUCUAAUGGAGACACUCCAACACAUGAAGACUUGACCAAGAACAAGGAGCGGACAUCAGAAAACAGGGGCCUGUCACGGCUGUUCUCCUCAUUUCUCAAAAGGCCUAAAUCUCAGGUGUCUGAGGAGGAAGGCAAAGAAGUAGAGUCAGCUAAAGAGAAAGGUGAAGGAGGUCAGAAAGAGAUAGAAUUUGGAGCUAGUCUUGAUGAAGAGAUCAUUUUAAAGGCCCCAAUUGCAGCUCCUGAACCUGAGCUCAAAACAGACCCAUCCUUGGAUCUCCAUUCAUUAAGCAGUGCAGAAACUCAGCCUGCUCAGGAAGAACACAGAGAAGAUCCAGAUUUUGAGACUAAGGAAGAAGGAGGACUUGAGGAGUGCUCUAAAAUAGAAGUAAAAGAAGAAGAUCCUGAAUCAAAAGCAGAGAGAGAAUUGAAAGCUUCCCAGAAAUCCAUCAGAAGGCAUAGAAGCAUGCAUUGCAAGGUCUCUCUGUUGGACGACACAGUUUAUGAAUGUGUGGUGGAGAAACAUGCUAAGGGACAAGACUUACUUAAACGAGUGUGUGAACACCUCAAUCUUUUGGAGGAAGACUACUUUGGUCUGGCCAUUUGGGAUAAUGCAACCUCAAAGACAUGGCUGGAUUCUGCCAAAGAAAUAAAAAAGCAAGUUCGUGGUGUCCCUUGGAAUUUCACAUUUAAUGUAAAGUUUUACCCACCUGACCCAGCACAGUUAACAGAAGAUAUAACAAGGUAUUACCUAUGUCUUCAGCUUCGGCAGGACAUAGUGUCAGGACGUCUGCCAUGUUCCUUUGCAACCUUAGCGUUACUAGGCUCUUACACUAUCCAGUCUGAGCUGGGAGACUAUGACCCAGAACUCCAUGGCACAGAUUAUGUUAGUGAUUUUAAACUGGCCCCAAAUCAGACCAAGGAACUUGAAGAGAAGGUCAUGGAACUGCAUAAGUCAUACAGGUCCAUGACUCCAGCUCAGGCUGACCUGGAAUUUCUUGAGAAUGCCAAAAAGUUGUCUAUGUAUGGUGUUGACCUUCAUAAAGCAAAGGACUUGGAGGGCGUGGAUAUCAUCCUAGGUGUCUGCUCUAGUGGCCUUCUGGUUUACAAAGAAAAGCUGAGAAUUAACCGCUUUCCUUGGCCCAAAGUGCUGAAGAUUUCUUACAAACGUAGCAGCUUUUUCAUUAAGAUUCGGCCUGGAGAGCAAGAACAGUAUGAAAGUACUAUUGGAUUCAAACUUCCCAGUUACCGAGCAGCUAAGAAAUUAUGGAAAGUCUGUGUAGAGCAUCACACAUUUUUCAGACUGACAUCUACAGACACCAUUCCUAAAAGCAAAUUUCUUGCCCUGGGAUCCAAAUUCCGAUACAGUGGCCGAACUCAGGCUCAGACCAGGCAAGCUAGUGCUCUGAUUGACAGGCCUGCCCCACACUUUGAGCGCACAGCAAGCAAACGAGCAUCCCGAAGCCUUGAUGGAGCAGCGGCCGUUGAGUCAGCAGACCGAAGUCCUCGGCCCACCUCUGCACCAGCCAUUGCUCCGAGUCAAGCCGCAGAGGGCACUGUCCCAGCUGCACCUGUCAAGAAAGCACAGAAGGAAACAGUGCAGGUUGAAGUGAAAAAGGAAGAGGCACCACCUGAGGAUGCUGAGCCAGAGCCCACAGAAGCAUGGAAGGUGGAAAAAACCCACAUCGAGGUCACAAUACCCACCCCAAAUGGUGACCAAACACAGAAGCUUGCAGAAAAACCUGAAGAUCUGAUAAGAAUGAGGAAGAAAAAGAGAGAGAGACUAGAUGGUGAAAACAUUUAUAUCAGACAUAGCAAUUUAAUGUUGGAGGAUUUAGACAAAAGUCAAGAAGAGAUCAAAAAACAUCAUGCCAGCAUCAGUGAGCUGAAAAAGAACUUCAUGGAAUCUGUACCAGAACCCCGGCCUAGUGAAUGGGAUAAACGCUUAUCCACUCACUCUCCUUUUCGAACACUUAACAUCAAUGGGCAAAUCCCUACAGGAGAAGGACCUCCCCUGGUAAAGACUCAGACCGUCACCAUCUCAGACACUGCCAAUGCUGUGAAAAGUGAAAUUCCAACCAAAGACGUCCCUAUCGUCCACACCGAGACCAAGACCAUCACGUACGAGGCUGCCCAGACGGACGACAGCAACAGCGACUUGGACCCAGGAGUCUUGCUGACAGCUCAGACCAUCACAUCCGAGACCACCAGCAGCACCACCACAACUCAGAUUACCAAGACUGUAAAAGGUGGGAUUUCAGAGACCCGGAUUGAAAAGAGAAUUGUGAUCACAGGAGAUGCGGAUAUUGACCACGAUCAGGUCCUGGUACAGGCCAUCAAGGAGGCGAAGGAGCAGCACCCGGACAUGUCAGUGACCAAGGUGGUCGUCCAUCAGGAAACCGAGAUCUCUGAGGAGUGA
Messenger RNA from Rangifer tarandus platyrhynchus (Svalbard reindeer), 2583 nucleotides. NCBI's taxonomy places the organism in Eukaryota, Metazoa, Chordata, Mammalia, Artiodactyla, Cervidae. The record is from the annotation of a GenBank genome assembly.